GUGCAUGAAGAAGCCCAGAAGAGGAGGAGAAGUCAAGAAAAGCCAUCAGGGAUGGCUCUCUCUCAGGGACCUCUGACAUUUAGAGAUGUGGCCAUCGAAUUCUCUCAGGAGGAGUGGAAGUGCCUUGACCGCACUCAAAGGGCUUUAUACAAGGAUGUGAUGUUGGAGACCUACAGACACCUGGUCUCCUUGGGAAUGUCUUGUUUUGACCUGAGUAUUAUCUCCAUGUUGGAGCAAGGGAGGAAUCCCUGGACUGUGGAGAGCCUAGUGAAAAUGGCAAGAAAAUCAAAAGGGUGGGAAUGGAUCGAGGGGGUGAUCACAGACAUUCCUCCUAAAUGUAUAAUCAAGGGUUUAACACCAAAAAAGAAGAGCAAUACAGAAGUGUUUCACACACUGAUGUUGGGAAGACAUGAAAGCCAUGGCAUUGAAGACUUUACAUAUAAGGGGAGAGAAGAUGACGGAAAUUAUAAAGGAUUGCUUAUGACCCAAGAAGAAAAUCUCACUAGUAGAAGUGAUCAACAUGAAAGAAGAGAUAAAGGAAAGAAGCUUAUUACAAAUCAGCUUGGAGUGAGCAUUCAGUCACAUCUGCCUGAAUUGCAGAUAUUUCAAGAUGAAAGAAACAUUUAUGAAUGCAGUCAAAUUGAAAAGUCUACCAAAAAUGGUUCCUCAGUUUCACCACUUCAACAAAUUCUUCCUUGUGUCAAAACUCACAUUUCUAACAAAUAUGUGAAUGAUGUUACUUAUUCUUCAUUCCUCACUCAAGAACAAAAGGCAAACAAUUGGGGAAAAUAUUAUACAUAAAAACCUUACAAAUGUAAUGAGUGUGGCAAGGGCUUCACUCAAAGCGCGCACCUGGCCCGCCACCAGAGAAUUCAUACUGGAGAGAAACCUUAUCAGUGCCAUCAAUGUGGGAAAACCUUUAUUCGACGUUCUACCCUCGCUGCCCACCAAGUGGUUCAUACUGGAGAAAAGCCUUACAAAUGUAAUGAAUGUGGCAAGGACUUCACUCAAAUCGGACACCUUGCACGUCACAGGAGAAUUCAUACUGGGGAGAAACCUUACAAGUGUGAUGAGUGUGGCAAAGCCUUUAUUGCUCGUACAGGCCUGGUUACUCAUCAGGCAACCCACACUGGAGAAAAACCUUACAAGUGUAGUGAAUGUGGCAAGGACUUCACUCAGAAUGCACACCUUGUAGUUCAUAGGCGAAUUCAUACUAGAGAGAAACCUUACAAGUGCAAUGAGUGUGGCAGAGCUUUUAGCGUACGUUCAAGCCUAGCUAUCCAUCAGGCAGUUCAUACUGGAGAAAGACCUUACAAAUGUCAUGAAUGUGGCAAAGCCUUUAGACACAAUUCAUACCUUACAAAGCAUCGGAGAAUUCAUACUGGUAAGAAACCUAACAAGUAUAAUGAGUGUGGUAAAACCUUUAGCGAGCAUUCAAACCUAACUGCCCAUCAGAUCAUCCAUACCAGUGAAAAACCUUACAAAAGUAAUGAACGUGGCAAGGUCUUUACUGAAAAUGCAUACCUUCUACAUCAUAGGGGAAUUCGUACUGGAGAGAAACCUUACAAGUGUAAUGAGUGUGGGAAAACCUUUAGUCGAUGUUCAACACUAACUAACCAUCAGGCAAUCCAUACUGGAGAAAAACCUUACAAGUGUAAAGAAUGUGGCAAGUUCUUCACUCAACGUAGAAAUUUUUUAACUCAUCGAACACUUCAUAAUGGAGAGAAAUUUUACAAAUGA
This is a messenger RNA of Carlito syrichta (Philippine tarsier), 1740 nucleotides long. RefSeq names its product zinc finger protein 160-like. Gene Ontology annotation, molecular function: RNA polymerase II cis-regulatory region sequence-specific DNA binding; DNA-binding transcription activator activity, RNA polymerase II-specific. Gene Ontology annotation, biological process: regulation of transcription by RNA polymerase II. Lineage: Eukaryota; Metazoa; Chordata; Mammalia; Primates; Tarsiidae. The record is from RefSeq and is a predicted model, not a curated record. The transcript is spliced from 6 exons. Gene Ontology annotation, cellular component: nucleus.